UAUGUCAUUAUGUCGGCGUUUUCUCUUGACUAUCGGGAAUUAGGAAUUUUUGAUUUCCUGAAUAAAUUUCAUUUUUAAUAUUGUAUUUUAUGUUGUUCUUUAUUAUGAAAUUGUAUUAAAAUCAAUUAAAAAUAUUAAGUAAUGGCUGAUAGAGAUCUUUCCAUGGGACCCCGGGAAGGAGUGAGUUAUCCUAUACGGGUUCAAUAUUGUGGAAAUUGUUCUAUGCCUAUAGAAUAUUGCGAAUAUUAUCCGGAAUACGAUAAAUGCAAACAAUGGCUUGAAAAGAAUCUACCGACGGAAUUUGAAAAAGUCAAAAUAGAUGAAGAAGAAAACACAGGUGGUGAAGAAGAAAAGAAGAGACAAAAACGUGGUGGUAAGGGAAUGCUGAAGUCAAAGAAAAAAGAAGAUGUUCCUAAGUUAGUGCAAGUGUCACGAGCGCCCCGUGGAAAAAAGAAAUCUGUUACUGUAGUAUCUGGUUUAAAUACUUUUGAUAUUGAUUUAAAAGUGGCUGCUAAGUUUUUUGGCACAAAAUUUGCUUGUGGCUCAUCAGUAACUGGGGAUGAUGAAAUAGUGAUCCAAGGUGAUGUGAAGGAUGACCUUUUUGAUAUUAUACCAGAGAAGUGGCCUGAGAUCGAUGAGGACAGCAUUGAAGAUCUUGGUGACCAGAAAAGAUAGUCACAAUUAUAGAAACUACUAUAAUAUUGUAACAUAUCUUGCUUUAUUUCUGUAUUAUUCUUUUAAUAUUAUUUAAUAGUAAUAGUCCCAGUGGUGCCGCUAGAACAUGUGCGGACCUCACCAAAAUUAGGGUUCGCAAGGCCACUUUUUUCCUUUUAAAAAAAAAUUUAAAUUACAUAAGGCGAAUUAUAGAUAAAGUAAUGUAUGAGUAAACAAGUUUUAUUGCUAAUCAAACAAUGACAAAAAUUACACAAUCAGAAAUUUAAAUAGACAAACUUAUGGCUUUUGGUCUAGCGGAACUUUUUCAGGAUUAUGUCAUAGCUAACACUAACCGCUAUUUCAGCUUCAAUUUAUGAAACUGAUAACGGGGAUAGUCUCUCUCAAGACUGAUAAUGCAGAUAGUCUUACAUCGUGCUUCUCAAGUAGGUCUUAAUCAACUUUAACUUUGAGAGGCUUCUCUCAGCAGAAGCUGUACUGACGGGAACUGUGAAAAUGAUUUUUUUUAUAUAAAUAUUUGGAUAUAUUUAAAGUACUAAUCACUCUCUUUACUCGUGCAACUGUUCGAAAAUAAAUAACUAAAUUUUAAAUAAUUAAAACCUCAAGCGCGAGGCCGUCGGCGGUCGCCCACGUUGCCGACGCCUAACGCCGCGCCGCCAGUGAAUAGUCCAUCAACUUCAUGCCCACUACUCCCCUCAGUUAGUGAACGAUAUUGUACUACAAAUUCUGUUAAUGCGGAUGGCGCUAUUGUAGCAGUGAAAACAUAAAUCUCUAAAAUGCCUCUAAUCACCGAAGAUUCUCCGCAGACUUAAGUUGACGGGCUAUAUGUAUAUUGAUACUUUACGUGCGAUUCCUUAUUAUGUAAUCUACCAGUGUAAUAAAAUAGAAAUAAAGCAUAAUAUUAUUCUUGUUUAUUU
This is a messenger RNA of Achroia grisella, 1589 nucleotides long. It is a transcript of the gene DENR, whose product is annotated as density-regulated protein homolog. Gene Ontology annotation, molecular function: mRNA binding; translation initiation factor activity. Bases 142 to 675 code for a protein of 177 amino acids. NCBI's taxonomy places the organism in Eukaryota, Metazoa, Arthropoda, Insecta, Lepidoptera, Pyralidae. The transcript is spliced from 4 exons. The record is from RefSeq and is a predicted model, not a curated record. Gene Ontology annotation, biological process: formation of translation preinitiation complex; translation reinitiation.